UCUAUCCGAGCGCAGCAAAUCCGACGUCUACACUCGAAACGACGACGAAUCCAAUCGACCUGUCCCCUCUCGCGAUCCCGGCUUCGAUCUCCUCCAUCCGCCCCCCCAAAUCCGAUCCCGUUCUCCCUCUUGUUUCGAUCGAUUCCCGCCGCACGAUGGCUCGCUACGGCGGAUUUUAGGGUUUGCGGGGCGCGGAAGUUGGGACCCGGGCGGUGGGGAUGGAUUCCGAUGAGGACAUGCAUGACGCGGUAGAUCUCGAGUCGGUGGACGACGAUUUCUACAGCGGGGAGACGGGGAUGGACGGCGAGGACGGCGGUGCUGACUAUAAUUUCGUUGACCACGUGUUGGAUGAUUCCGAGGACAUCACCUCGCGUCGCCAGCAGCAGAACUGUAUCAUAUUGAGUGAGACUGAUAUUCGGCAGCUUCAGGAGGAAGAUAUCAAUAGAGUAUCUACUGUACUUUCAAUACCAAGAUAUGCAGCAUGCAUUCUUCUUCGUCAUUGUAAUUGGAGUAUUAGUAGGGUGCAUGAUGAGUGGUUUGCAGAUGAAGAGCAUGUUCGGAAGGCUGUUGGUUUGUUGGAGACAGUGGUGAAAAUGCGAAAUGGUAGAGAACUAAAUUGUGGGAUUUGUUUUGAUAACUAUCCUCGUGACAUGAUGAGUUCUGCAUCAUGUGGUCAUCCUUUUUGUGGGGCUUGUUGGAGAGGUUACAUUAGUACAUCUAUUAGUGAUGGCCCGGGAUGCUUAAUGUUGCGAUGCCCUGAUCCUUCUUGUGGUGCUGCUGUUGGACAAAAUAUGAUUGAUGUAUUGACUACUGAUGAGGAUAAAGAAAAGUACUCACGUUAUCUUCUUAGAUCUUAUGUUGAAGAUAAUAAAAAGAUGAAAUGGUGUCCUGCCCCUGGUUGUGAGUUUGCUGUGGAAUUUGUUAUGGGCAGUGGAAGUUAUGAUGUUUGUUGCAGCUGUUCAUAUAACUUUUGUUGGAAUUGUACUGAGGAAGCUCAUAGGCCAGUUGAUUGUGUUACAGUAGCAAAGUGGAUUCUGAAGAACUGUGCUGAAUCUGAAAAUAUGAACUGGAUAUUAGCCAACUCAAAACCUUGUCCAAGGUGCAAACGUCCAAUUGAGAAAAACCAAGGAUGCAUGCAUAUAACAUGCACACCUCCUUGUAAAUUUGAAUUUUGCUGGUUAUGUCUUGGACGAUGGUCAGAACAUGGUGAGAGAACAGGUGGUUUCUAUGCUUGUAAUCGCUAUGAAGCAGGAAAACAGGAAGGAGCGUAUGAUGAAUCUGAAAGGCGGAGAGAAAUGGCUAAAAACUCUCUUGAGAAAUAUACACAUUAUUACGAAAGAUGGGCUACCAAUCAAUCGUCGAGGCAUAAGGCACGUGCAGACCUACAAAGUAUGCAAACUGAGAAGCUUCUGAGGUUAAGUGACAUGCAAAGCCAACCAGAGUCCCAACUCAAGUUUAUAAUAGAAGCUUGGUCACAGAUUGUGGAGUGCAGGCGGGUAUUAAAGUGGACAUAUGCCUAUGGUUAUUACCUUCCAGAGCAAGAACAUGCCAAGAGACAGUUCUUUGAGUAUUUGCAAGGUGAAGCUGAGUCUGGGUUAGAACGCCUUCAUCAAUGUGCAGAGAAGGAACUCCAAGUCUAUCUUGAUGCCGAAGGUCCUAUGAGCGAUUUUAAUGACUUCCGUACAAAGUUAGCUGGGUUGACCAGUGUGACUAGGAACUAUUUUGAGAAUCUUGUUCGAGCCCUGGAGACUGGAUUGAAGGAUGUGGGUUCUUCCAGCAACCAAACCACAUGCAGCAGGAGUUCAAGCUCCAAGAUGUUGGACAACAAAAACAAGGGUGGAAAGAUCAAAGCAGCUGGGACCAGCUGUGGAUUAGGAGCUCCUAGCCGCAGCCUGGAUGACAGCAAUCUCUGGUCUUGCGACCGCUGCACCUACGCCAAUCCCAGGUCCACUAGGUCAUGCCAGAUGUGCGAGUAUCGCAGGUAGUAAAGUGCAGAUACUCCUGCAAUAUGUGUAAAGUUUGCCCCUGAACCUGUUUCAGUGGCUUGUGUUGAUAGAACACGCUCCUGUGAUGCCAGCAAGAAGGUGUUUUAUCAUCAUAGGUUAUAACUUGCCAUGGAAGAGGGGAAAGUAGCAGGCAUGCCAAGAGAGAGAGAGAGAGAUUACUGCUGGGCGUCAUGUAAUCGAUAUUUGUUCUCUGUUUGUAUAUAUUAAAGUAUUAAACAACUGUAUGUUCUAUGAAGCAUAGUUCAGCA
Musa acuminata subsp. malaccensis (wild Malaysian banana) is the source of this 2254-nucleotide messenger RNA. Its product is annotated as probable E3 ubiquitin-protein ligase ARI8. Gene Ontology annotation, molecular function: ubiquitin conjugating enzyme binding; zinc ion binding; ubiquitin protein ligase activity. Gene Ontology annotation, cellular component: cytoplasm; ubiquitin ligase complex. Gene Ontology annotation, biological process: ubiquitin-dependent protein catabolic process; protein polyubiquitination; positive regulation of proteasomal ubiquitin-dependent protein catabolic process. The record is from RefSeq and is a predicted model, not a curated record. NCBI's taxonomy places the organism in Eukaryota, Viridiplantae, Streptophyta, Magnoliopsida, Zingiberales, Musaceae.